CGGAAAGCGACAAGGGGAGCCGCUGUGGCGGAAGGGCGAAGAGUACGAAGGCCCAUGACAACGGGCGGGGCGCCUAAAUCGGGCGGUCUCGCACUCUGCAUGAGACCACGAGCCGUUCUUUCUCUUUAGACGAGAGGGAGGGAGGGAGCUGACGGAGCAAAGUCCGCGCACCCAGAGAAAUGAUGCGAGGCCAAGUUGAGAGAGAGAGCUCGAGGCUCAGCGGGGGGAGAGAGGUCUCGAGCUCGGCAGCAGCUGCUCUAUCUUUUCUCUUUUGCGAGGUCGAUUUGAUCGUACGAGGACAACUUUUGGGGUGCUUUUUCUCGAGCUCGAGCAGAUCCUGACGCCGCUUUUCAAGUCGUGUAUCCGGUCCGGAAUCUUCAAUCUCGAGCCUCCUCCGUCUCACAUGGCGCAGGCUAGCCGCUACGGGUAGCCGUCUCACAAUGGCUCGGAUUGAAGACGCUCUCUUGCUUGGAGAUCGCACGCAAGCAUCGAGUUCGCGACUUUCGGGACAGGCCUCCGAAAAAGGGUUUGCAAAUUGUGUCGUAAUGUUGGGAGGAAAGGGUGGACGGAAAUGAUGGCAGAGAGAGCGGUGCCGAAAUGGGCGAUCGAGAAACGAUUGGAAUCUCGGUACUCCUCUCGUUUGCAUGCGAACCAAACCUUGUCACGGAAUAUUCAAGUGUCGGAACAUAAAGGCACUUACGCAGUACACAGAGAUGAUGGUGCAGUGCAGAAAAGCGUAAAGAAGUGGGAAAGGAAUGCCCAGAAAGGAAACCCGUCCAGCCGUCCGCCACGGCUCACCCAUCGACCGAACGUGCAGCCAUCAUUUCAGAUAGAGCAUCAACACCACUAGCACUCGAACAUCUCGUUCACUGUACUGGAUAACAUCAAGUAUUUUUGGCAAUUCUCAAGCGAUAUGUCUGUCGUUGCUGCAGUAAGAUGUCUGUGGCAACAUGUCAUCCCCAAGCUGUUCAAGGGUUCAGAAAUCUGCACAUACUUAACGUACAUCAUCAUCAAGUCUGAAUUGUGUCGGUACAAUAGGAAAACACCACCUCAUUUUAGUCAAUUGAAAAUCGGAACUACUCAAGAAAUUGACAUCCUACUUUUCGUUCAAAACAUCAUGAAGAUCUAGUUCACUUGAUGAAAAUUCCUUGCGCC
Molecule: messenger RNA, 1155 nt
Organism: Marchantia polymorpha subsp. ruderalis
Lineage: Eukaryota; Viridiplantae; Streptophyta; Marchantiopsida; Marchantiales; Marchantiaceae
Source: the annotation of a GenBank genome assembly